This is a messenger RNA of Arxiozyma heterogenica, 1731 nucleotides long. RefSeq lists its product as uncharacterized. NCBI's taxonomy places the organism in Eukaryota, Fungi, Ascomycota, Saccharomycetes, Saccharomycetales, Saccharomycetaceae. Bases 1 to 1731 code for a protein of 576 amino acids. The transcript has a single exon. The record is from RefSeq and is a predicted model, not a curated record.
AUGGUUUUUGGAUUUAUUAAGAAGGAACGUAGAGUGCCAGAUCUUUCGAGAUACGAUUACUAUUAUCAACAGAAUAAUCUAGAUUAUAAUAAAUCGCAUAGACUGUCCACUGCAGCUGCGUCUGCUGCGGCUGCUAUCAGAUCAGGUAGCAAUAGUCCUGUCUUAAAUACCCACAGUUUCAAUUCAAGAAGAACUCAAUCCAUGAUAUAUGACUCUAAUCCAUACACACAUGUUCCCCACACCAACAGUAAUAUCCAUAUUAAUACUCGUUCUGUUUCUAAAGAUCUAAGAAGAAAAACAAUCAAUAAUAAUAAUAAUAUUCAAAGCAAACAAAAAAUUAAAGGUAGGCAUGAGAAUAAUCAUGGUGAUUCAAAUAUUAACUAUAAAAAGACUUAUUCUUUGAGAUCUCGAUCAACGUUUGAUAGAAAUAUCGAUUUAUCUUCUAUGAAACAAAGAAAUAAUAAUCAUAAUAAUAAUAAUAAUAAUAUUCGUUCUAAAUCUUCUGGUAGUACAACAAUACCGACUGCCGUGAACCAAAGAAGACUAAAUAGUUUAUCCUCUACAAAUGGACGUAGUUCAAGGUUGAAUUCAUUGACUUCAAAUGGUAAUGCAAGAAGGCUUAAAAGACAGCAACAACAGCAACAGCAACAGAUAAAUAAUCCUAAUAAUAUUCUUGGUCAAUCAUCUAGAACUAACUCCAUCACUACUACAGUUACAAGGGUCACUGAUCCACUUGGAAGAACCACUUCCAUCACUAAAAAGACUAUAAAACGUAUUGAUGGAUACGAAUACGUUGAAACUACUACAACCACCACAAAUUUGGUUCCCUUAAACGAACUUGCUGACGAUGAUGACAAUAAUAAUAUUAAUAACAAGUUAUUAAAUCCUUCUAUUCAAAAACAUUUUGAUGAGUUUAGUGAUAAUUUUAAUAUGACUGAAGAUGAAGACCAUGAUUCAACAAUGUUAAAUGAUAUAGGCAAUAACACUAUGGACACUAAUGAUAACACUAAUAAUUUAUCCCUGACCAAUGAAACCGAUUCGUAUCACGAUGAACUUAUACAAGAUAGCUCUCAUUAUAAUAAUAUUGAUGACACUUUGGAUAAUGGGACUUUGCAGGAAUUAGAUGAAGAUUUAUCACUACCAAAAGAAAUUAUUGAGGAAACAGCUUAUGAUAUAAAUAUGAAGAAUAACAACAACAUCCAUAAUACGAGUGCGAAUGAUUCAACAGCAAUAGACGGAACCCCAGGAUAUGAAUAUGAUAAUUUAUUACUCGACGAUAUUGUAGAGGAAGAUGAGAAAGUUUCUCAGGAUGAUGAAAUUGAAGAACUCGAAAAGGAGCUUGAUAAAGAUUUACAUGAUGGAAAAGGAUAUAAUAGUAAUAUCCAUAAUCAUCACGAUGAUGAUUACCAGGACGAAAAUAAGGAAUACACCGUUGAUGAUAAAUUCGACCAGAUGGAAAUUCAAAAUAAGCAUUUCACACAUCCCUAUGUUUCUGGUUUAAUUCCAUUGGAUGAAACAAGUAGUUUAUCUAAAUUCUCUGAUACUAUGGGAUCUAUGCCGUCUUCAAAGGAGAAUUUGGUUCUUCAUAAAUCGAAUAUAUCCAAAGGAUCGUCUAUCUCUACAACUACCCAUAAGAGUAAUAAUAACAGAACGUCCAUGACCAGUAAAAGACCAGUGAAGAAAAAGUCGUUGUUAAUCGCCAAUCUGUUAGCAAGGAUGAAACAACAGUAA